Molecule: messenger RNA, 4337 nt
Organism: Portunus trituberculatus (swimming crab)
Lineage: Eukaryota; Metazoa; Arthropoda; Malacostraca; Decapoda; Portunidae
Product: mucin-22-like
Exons: 15
Coding region: 44-3334 (1096 amino acids)
Source: RefSeq, a predicted model, not a curated record
UGGAGUGUCGUAGUGUUCUCUUCGAUCAAACGAAAUAACAGCAAUGGAGGGGAGGUUAAAGUUAUUAAUGGUAGCUGCACUAACACUGCUGGUGGCCGUGACUUCCCAUGCCUUCCCUGCCACCCUCACUUUCAAGGACGACUUUAACCCCGCGAAGCCCGUGGUGUGGGUGGAGGGUAAUGGGUAUCGAAACGUGACGGUGGGAGUGCGCGAUGAUCUGUUGGAGGGCGACUGUGAGAUGCUCUUGGACAGCCUCAAGGCCGUGACACGGGAGGCAUCGCGGCUGCUUCACCAAGUCACGCACGGGACGUUGUACUUCGAAGAGGUGACCAUAUUGCUUCCCUCGACUUGGGCGUGCUCGAGUGUUCCACCCGGACCCUCCACACCCCUGACGUGGCGUGAAGGUCAUAUUAUAGUCGGCCCUACCCAUCCAGUUUUCAAGGACGCCUCAUGGACGCAGCAGCCUCGAGGAUGUGGCCAGGAGGGAGACUUCAUUUACCUUACCGAGCAGUGGCUUAAAAGUUACCAACAGCACGCUGAUGAGAGCAGCGGCAAGGAGCUAGUGGCGCAGUGGGCUCGCUACCGCUGGGGUGUGUUUGGAGAGGAGGGUUACUUGGGGGAUGCCGUGCACCCGCCCUCUUACCUCCACCUUAACGCUUCCUCCCUAUCCUGGAAUCCCACACUUUGCCACAACGGCGACCUACAGGGCGAUUUUAGUGGGAGCUGUGAGGCGGGAGACUCAGCCAACUGCAGCUUCUCCAUCAAUGCAGAGGCAAGCAGGAACGUGACGUCCUCCCUCAUGGCACUCCCAAACCUGCAGUCUGUAUUGGAGUUUUGUGAUGAGGACACUCACAAUGCAGCAGUGCCCACCAAGCACAAUUUGAUGUGUAGUGGCUCCAGUAUUUGGCAGGUCAUCAGUAGACACCCAGAUCUUUUUGGAAGAGAAGUGUGGGUUGGAGAUGUUGAGCCCACAUUCAGAGUGCAGAGGGCAGAGGCGAGCACCCAGCCAUCACAUGUCGAUAUGGUAUUAGUUCUGCAGUACACCUCAACCAUGGCCGAGACACUAAACCGCUGGAAGUUUUUGCGAGAUGCUGUCAGAAAAUUCUUACUAGUGGAGGCACCAAAAGGCACAAAAAUUGGAUUGGUAAUGUUGUCAGACUCUGCUGUUACUCUUGCAGGUCUGACCACUUUAACAGAUUUUGCUUCCAGGCUAAGUCUGGCAAACAAAGUUCCACAAAACCCAACCAAUACUAGUGCCACUAAAAACCUUGAAGCUGGUAUUACUGAAGCAGUUAAUAUACUGGAUGGCAAUGGGUUGGUGGUGCUUGUGGUAGAAAACCUUAGCAACCACACAAGUGAAACAUCAGAGAAUCUGGUGGCAGCUGCAGGAAACACUUCAGUAUGGGCUGUGCUGUACCCACACCUCCCCUCAGUUAGCGCCUCUCUGUAUCAAGAUCUGGUUGAUGCCACUAAUGGGUCACUCCUCACUGUGGUCAACCCAUAUGGCCCUAUGUACCAGAGUGUGGAUGACCUGGCGGCCCUGAACAAUCAGUUACGAACUAUUCUAAGUGCCUCACUGGAGCCCCAUUCAGUCUGGAUAAAGAAAGAUGAAGCACUUUGUCUGGCAAACUGCUUCUUGACUCUGGAAGUUGACAAUAAAAUUAGUUACCAAUCAGAAAUCAUUCUUGAGCUCUUUUUUUUGUCCUUUGAUGCUGCUGGGCUUAAAAACAUAGAAAUGAAGGCACCAGAUGGAACAGUCCUCACACCAUCAGCUGUGGAUAGUAAAUAUGAGACUAUCAGGCACCACUUCUAUACCCAAGCACAGGUGCAGCAGACUGGAAACUACACAGUGAUGAUAGAACGACUGACCUACGUGGAUGGUGUCAUGGUGUCGCUGCUGGUGAUGCCACGCCCACCUGUAGUUCCUGUUGUGUGGGCCUCUGAGCCUCUCCUGGAGCUACACCAGUCUAAUUCUUCAGUGCCCACUCUCUUUGUGCAGUUAUGGCAAGGCGAGCGCUACAUAGUCAAAGCAACAGUUACUGCCACCAUUUCCUUCUCUGGUGCCAAUGUCACUCUCUUGCUCAGAGAUGAUGGAACAAGAGGUGAUGUCACAGGUGGAGAUGGAAUAUACUCAGGAAUGAUUGUAGGUGUGGUUGGACAGGCUGAAGUGAACAUAUUAGCUCAUGACAAUGGAGGUGCAGCACUCCUGGUGGGCUCCUAUUCCUCACUUACCCUAGCAAUCUCUGAUAGAACUUUGAAAAGGAGUAGCCAGGUAUGCUGUGGAAGCCAGAUUGACUUGUCGCAGGUGGAAGCUGAGCCAGCUGGAUCCUUCUAUAUGUCUUUCUCGGUGGAAGCCACAUUCCUUGAUCAACCAGUUGCUAACCUUCCUCCAGGUCGUGUCACUGACCUGAACAUGCAGUACUCAGCUGAUGGCCUGAGUCUUCACUUCACAGCUUCAGGAGAAGAUUAUUAUAGUGGUGAAGCGGUGGCUUACGAAGUAACUCAUUGGACCUCAUUGAGCAGUAAGCCUGUGGUCGAGGUGUUCAGCGCCCCUCCAGCAACAGCAGAUUCUCAGAUUACUCUAGUGCUUUCACAAAAUGAGUGUGAUGUCCUAUAUGUGUUCACUGUCUGUGCUUUGGAUUCUUUUAAUACCAAGAGUGAAGUAUCCAAUGAAGCAAGAUUUGUGAUUCCUUGUGAUUAUACUACAAAUGAUACUCAAACAACAGCCUCAAGUGAAAGCCCCACAGAUGUCUCUACUACAUCUCACACCACCUCAGGGUCGGACUCUCCAAGAAAUGAAAGCUCCACAACUGUCUCUUACUCUUCACCUCAAACACCAACCUCAGAUUCAUCAACAAGAGAAACAUCUACACUUGUCUCUACUUCAUCCUCAGAAUUGGAUUCCUCGACAGCUGAAACUACAAUAUACGUCUCCACUUCUACACCUCAGAUAUCAACCUCAGUAUCAGCUUCCAUGACAUCUCAAACCACUACUACAACUCAGACAACAUCAACAUCUACAACAACAGAUAAGUCUUCCACAGUUUCCUCUACUCCUACACCUCAAACAAGCACUUCAGUACCAGAUACUUCAACAGCUAAAACAUCCACACCUGCCAUUUCCUCUACAACUUUGAGUACUACAAAGACACAUACCAUUCCAACUACUACUUCAACCUCCUCUACAACAGAAGCCUCCAGUUCAUCUUCGGACAACAAAAUUGCCAUCUUCCUAGGAAGCGUAUUUGGAGGUCUUCUGUUUCUUGCUUUGGCAGGCAUUGCUGCUGAAUAUAUCUAUAGAAGAGUGUCUUUAAAAAGUAGGAAAAGGUCAUAAGGUAACCAAAAAGAAUACACAAUUCUUAUACUGUACAGGUAAACAUGGCUGCUAUCUGCAUAAGAAAGCACAUUUUUCUUUUAGUCUCUUUUCCAAGAUACUGCUAAAAAUCUAAAAUGAAAAAGAAAAUAAUAAAAAAAUAAAUAAAUGAAUAAGUACAGUAACUGUACAUACAUGUAUUAGCAUGUAAUGAGACAAGCAUUUGAUCUCAAUAUCAAUACAUUAUCAACUACAAGAACUUAUGUUAAAGGCACUAUUGCGACCAAUAUAAUAUAGUUCAAAUAUAUUAAACAUUCCAGUAUGGCAAAUGACAUUCCUAAAGCCAUCUUCUAACCUGAACUAUGGCUGUCUACUGAUGAUCAAUUAUAGUACGUACUAUUAAGAAUACUAAAUAUGCAGAAAAACCAUGUAUGUUACCUUGAUAUAUUGCAAUACAUACCAAUAUAAUCAAAAUAGUGCAGAAACUUCACUGAAAGGUAUAAAUCACCAACAACAAUUAUUUUGUCAUUUUUAUUAAUGAAAUAAAAUACAUAAGGAAAUGCAAGGAGAUAAUUCAAGUUCUAUUUCCAAAACAAUGCAAGAUAUUUCAAAGAUAAUGCAAAUAAUUUUAAAGCUAAGAUAUUUGCAAUUAUAUUUCUUUAUAAUCCAAUAAUGAGAAAGGCUUCAUUAACCUCACUGUGAUGCUAACGUUAUGUAAUUAAUCUUCUCUCUCUCUCUCUCUCUCUCUGUCAAAAUUUUUGCUUACUUUUUUCUUCAUGAAAAACUUUCAUUUGUGGAAAUGAAAAUGUUAUGCACAUUACAUUGGUUGUAUGGUACAGCUUGUAGGGAUAAGCUUCCAAAGGGAGAAAAUAAGGACUAUAUUUGCUAUGACUUGUAGCCCACAUCUCAAAAUUAUGGAGGAGGAGGAGGAGGAGGAGGAGGAGGAGGAGGAGGAGGAGGAGGAGGAGGAGGAGGAGGAGGAGGAGGAGGAGGAGGAGGAAAAGGAAAAGGAAGAGGAGGAGGA